UCGAUGACGAGAAGGACAGCGCUGGAAUAGGCCAACAUAGAAAGGACCGUAUACUGCAAAGGAAAAGCAGCAGACAUUUCAAAAAUCAAAAACUCUAAAUCCCCGGAAAAGGCAGAGAUAAGGACAAGAAAACAAAGCAAAAGCAUGUAAGAGAGAGAGAGAGAGAGAGAGAGAGAGAGAGAGAGAGAGAGAUCUGCUGUUGUUUUUGAGGAUUGUUGAUUGUGGAUACGGGUUUAUAUAUAUUUUCCCUUUUGUGGGUUUGGUGGGUAGGCAGAUGGAGGGUGGGAAGAGAGGGGAAGCAGGAACAUCAGCAGGUGGCUCUUGGGGUUGUGGUGGGGAUGAUGAGAGGAGGGAGAGACAGAGAGAUGUGAGUGAGAAGCCUGACCAGGUUUGCGAAGAGGAGGCUGCUGGAGACGACGACGACGACGAUGAUGCCGAUGAUGGUUUCGUUCCCGGUCCUCUGCUUCCUCUUAACCAGCAACUCGAGAAAGACAAGGAAGAUGAGAGUUUAAGGAGGUGGAAAGAAAAGCUUCUUGGUUCCAUUGAAAGCAACUUGAAUGGCCAAACAGAACCAGAAGUCAAAUUCCAGUCCGUAGGAAUUAUAUCAGAGGAUUUUGGGGAAAUUGUUUAUCCCUUGGAUGUCGGUGAAAACCAGAUUGGUCGAAUCAUGUUUACGUUGAGGGAGGGGUCUCACUAUCAGCUAAAGCUAAAAUUUACUGUUAUGCACAACAUUGUCUCUGGUCUUACCUACUCGAACACAGCAUGGAAGGGAGGACUCCGAGUUGAUCGAAGCAAAGGAAUGCUGGGUACUUUUGCUCCUCAUCGAGAACCGUAUGAAUACAUUUUAGUCGAUGACAUAACUCCGUCUGGUGUGCUUGCUCGAGGAAUUUACUCAGCAAAGCUUAAGGGGGCCAAACAAGAACAAAGUUGGGUGGAGGUAUUGAAAAGUUCUGAAGAUUCCAAGUGUGUGCAUGCAUGCGCAUCUUUGUUUAUUUGCACGUAUGUGUGGGCGUGUGUGCGCACAAUUUCUCUGUGCAUAUCUGACAGCUUAUUGCAUUAGUUUACGCCUCAAUCUACUGUAUAUGGUGAAAUAUGUGCUUAUAUUAGUUUUCCUUCUUGGUUGCUGACUAUGCAGUUUAAAGAUGAUGACAGAAGAUGUUAUAUGAAACUCAAAUAUUCCUUUGAAAUCAAAAAGAGGAUCUAGCCAUGUUUUGGUGGGGGUCUUUCCUACUCAUCCCUGUCGUUCUUAACUUCGUUUUUCUUGUAAACUGAAUGUAUGCUUGCAAAAUUGUUUGUUGAAACAUUACUUGUAGGUGAUUAAAAAAUAGAAUUGAAUUUGUUUAA
This is a messenger RNA of Malania oleifera, 1344 nucleotides long. Its product is annotated as rho GDP-dissociation inhibitor 1-like. Gene Ontology annotation, cellular component: cytosol; membrane; cytoplasm. The record is from RefSeq and is a predicted model, not a curated record. The transcript has 5 exons. The coding region runs from base 275 to 1060 and encodes 261 amino acids. NCBI's taxonomy places the organism in Eukaryota, Viridiplantae, Streptophyta, Magnoliopsida, Santalales, Ximeniaceae. Gene Ontology annotation, molecular function: Rho GDP-dissociation inhibitor activity; protein binding. Gene Ontology annotation, biological process: Rho protein signal transduction.